This is a messenger RNA of Diospyros lotus (date-plum), 990 nucleotides long. RefSeq lists its product as uncharacterized. The transcript is spliced from 2 exons. The record is from RefSeq and is a predicted model, not a curated record. NCBI's taxonomy places the organism in Eukaryota, Viridiplantae, Streptophyta, Magnoliopsida, Ericales, Ebenaceae. Bases 1 to 990 code for a protein of 329 amino acids.
AUGAAGUCAAAACAGUAUGUUCUGUUUGUCCUUGUUUAUGUGGAUGAUAUUCUUGUCACUGGUUCUGAUUCUAAGGUUCUUAAAUCAUUUAUUCGAGAUCUGGACACCCAUUUUGCUCUCAAAACUUUAGGAUCAAUGAAUUAUUUUUUGGAGUUUGAAGUCCAUAGAGACAGCACUGGUAUCUAUCUUGCUCAGUCCAAAUACAUCAUAGAUUUGUUGAAAAAGGAUGCUAUGCAAGACUGUAAGCCUUGUUCUACACCAGUCAAUUUGGGGGUUUUCUUAACAGAUGAUGGGGAGUUGUUUUUUUAUCCUUCUCUCUAUAGAACUAUUAUUGGUUCUCUGCAAUAUCUUACAUAUACCAUACCUGAUAUUGCUUUUAUGGUGAACAAACUAAGUCAGUUUUUAUCCUCACCAAAGCAACAACAUUGGUUAGCUUGCAAGAGAUUACUUCGGUACCUAAAGGGUACAGUUGGACUAGGUUUAUUGUUCACUCCUUCUCCUGAUGAUCUGUCUCUUACAGUUUAUACGGAUGUAAAUCAUGCUGGUUGUAAGGUUACGAGGAAGUCUACAAGUGGUUUAUGUGUAUUUCUUGGUAAAAAUUUGUUAAUUUGGAGUUCAAGAAAGCAGUCUAUGGUUGCUAGAUCUAUUGGAGAAGCUAAGUAUAGAGCUAUUGCACAGGGUUUCACUAAAAUUUUGUGGCUGAAGUCUCUGUUUUCUGAAUUAGGCUAUCCAUGUUCCAAAGUUCCAAUUAUAUGGAGUGAUAAUAUGGCAACAAUGAGCAUAGCUGAGAAUCUUGUGUUUCAUUCCCGUACUAAAGAUAUUAAAAUUGAUGUUUACUUUGUUCAUGAGAAAGUUGAGAAUAGUGAAGUUGAAAUCAGAUAUGUUCCUACACUCUAUCAAAUUGUUGAUAUCUUCACUAAGGACAAGUUACAGCUCAAGACUUCUUCCUCUAUGGAGUCUGAUUUGAGGGGGAAUGUAGAAGAGAAAUAG